Drosophila mauritiana is the source of this 571-nucleotide messenger RNA. RefSeq names its product ATP synthase-coupling factor 6, mitochondrial (gene ATPsynCF6). The record is from RefSeq and is a predicted model, not a curated record. The transcript is spliced from 3 exons. Bases 103 to 423 code for a protein of 106 amino acids. Gene Ontology annotation, molecular function: proton transmembrane transporter activity. Gene Ontology annotation, biological process: proton motive force-driven ATP synthesis. Lineage: Eukaryota; Metazoa; Arthropoda; Insecta; Diptera; Drosophilidae.
CACAUAAACCCGUCACGCGCCCGUCACUAACACCAACUGCCAUUGUGAACUGACAAUUGUCACUUUUCCGCACGAAAGUUAGCAUUUGCAAAGGAAAAUAAGAUGCUGUCGCAAUCCCUGCUGAGUGGCAUGCGCGUCCUGCGCACAGAGGCCCGCCGUAACUUCGGAAUCGUUGCUCCCGCCCUGAGCAAGGCCUCCGAUCCCAUCCAGCAGCUGUUCCUGGACAAAGUGCGCGAGUACAAACAGAAGAGCGCCGGUGGCAAGCUGGUGGACUCCAAUCCCGAUAUUGAGCGUGAGCUGAAGACCGAACUCGACCGUGUGGCCAAGCAGUUUGGCAGCGAUGGCAAGACCGACAUGCUGAAAUUCCCCGAAUUCCAGUUCCCCGAUGUUAAGGUGGACCCCAUCACCCAGGCCCCCCAGUAGAGAUUCGCUCCUCGCGAAUGAGUUAGUCUAAUUGCUUUAAAUUCAGCUGCUGAUUUCGCCUGUGCGCCCCCAAAACCGCGGGCACGUCAACAAGAAACCAAUAAAAUCGGGAAAACAACAAGCGAUUCGUAUGCGAAAGCCAUUAAAA